UGACAACCGUAAAAUAUCAAUGAGGAAGUUAGUUUAGUAAACAACACAGUAAGGUGUUCGUUGUCUCAACUCGACUUUCGACAUAGAAGGUCGUGAUUUAUUUCUUCCUUUAGAUAAGAUCCUCCUUUGUUCACUUUCACAGACAGGAACUAUGAACAGAAAAAGGUUCCUCAUUUCUGAAACGUUUGGUGUAAAGAAGCGAAGAUUUGGAGGUGACAGUCUUAUCGGAAAUCCUAAACAUGAAGUUGUUCAAGAAGGACCUUGUGACGUCAGAGCUACCUUGCAGUACUUGAUGACGCUUUUUCCGAGGAAGUUGUUUGACGACAGCCUUCCACUGAUUGUCUACAAACACCAGCUAUACAGUUUACUCAGUGACAAAACGCUGGUCGACAAGCAGCUGAAUGAGUUGAGGGAUAAAGGAGAACUGCUCAUGUUCCAGCUGGGCUUCGACACAGACACGUUCGCAGUGGUGUUUACUGAAGACUACAAAGCGAAAGUCUUGGCAGAACAGAACGGAAAAGACACUUGCGCAACCGUCGAGAAAUUUUUAGAUAAGGUUCUGCCUAACUGCAUAGGAUUGAGUUUCAGCAAAUGUCAAAUGCUCACAGAGUUUCUAUUCACAGAUGCCGAGAUAACGCAGCUUGUGAAGUCAGGAGUGUUGACAGUGAGAGAUGCAGGAAGCUGGUGGCUUUCAAUUCCAAACUCUGGUCGAUUCACCAAAUACUUCAUUCAGGGUCGCAAAGCUGUACUCAACAUGGUCAAGAAAUCAAAAUACAAUGAAAUCCUAAAGGCAGAUUUGGAAGCACGUCGGAACAAAUCGCAAAUCAAACUCGAUAUCAAGUACCACAUUCAUGACAUAAUAGGUGCAGAACUGGUAGAAUGCAUACAGACCACAUCAGGGCCUUUAUUAAGAUUUGUGGACACUUGAUCUUCAUUCAGCUUACCGGAAAUGAACGAACUGAGAAACUUUGAUAUUUCCUUUUGAGCAUCAUACAGGAGAAAGAUAUUUUGUUAUAUAAAGGUGAGAUGGUAAGACGUGCACAACAGGGAUAUCGAUGAUGAACUGCAUCCAAACAUGUCUGUCUUUAAUGUUGCAAGACUAAAUAUGUGUAAUGGUCCACCUUGGGGACAUUUACCUAAAUUUGCUUCCAGUGAGAAGCAGGACUGUGUUGCCUUAAAUUCAGUGAGGUUUUUGUUGUUAAACAGCUGGUUGCACAAAUUUCUUAUUUGAAAUAAUGGAUCUUCUGUUGUCAACUCAACCAAAUACGUGUUGCUGUUCACCAAUAUUUAUUUAUUUUGCUUAAGUAAAAUGAAUUAGGUGGCAUGAUGGUGAGCAGGCAAUUGUUCUUGCCUCAUAGCUCCAAGGUGCCGGCGUUUUUUCUUCCCACUUGGUAUUUGAUUUUGCAUCUCUAAAAAUAACUAACAAAAAAGUGUGAAUGAGUUGAUUGCAUUUAGCUCUGUAUUCCUCCAAACACUGUUGAUAUUGAAAAAGAAUGAAUAAAUAAAUAAAUUCUGUAUCCUGAUUCAUUUCCAUGUA
Molecule: messenger RNA, 1537 nt
Organism: Tachysurus vachellii
Lineage: Eukaryota; Metazoa; Chordata; Actinopteri; Siluriformes; Bagridae
Gene: whr1
Product: serine/threonine kinase 19
Exons: 7
Coding region: 152-928 (258 amino acids)
Biological process (GO): protein phosphorylation; positive regulation of Ras protein signal transduction
Molecular function (GO): protein serine/threonine kinase activity
Source: RefSeq, a predicted model, not a curated record